AAAAAGCAACAGGCUAUGUUUAUUUUAUUAAAUAUACAAAAUUGGGUAAUAGCAUUUCUAGUGGAAGUGAUAUUGGCAACAAUAUGAAUCGACCAAAUGCAGUUACCAUUGACCAAACAACUGCUCAAUUAGAAUGGAAAAUAAAUGCACUUUUAGAAACCAGUCCUUUGAUUCAAUAUUUAAUAGCCAUUGAUGUAAGAUUCAACUUAAGGAGAUAG
Messenger RNA from Entrophospora candida, 218 nucleotides. Lineage: Eukaryota; Fungi; Glomeromycota; Glomeromycetes; Entrophosporales; Entrophosporaceae. The record is from the annotation of a GenBank genome assembly.